AUGGCGGCCGCGCUGUGGACGCUGGUGGCGCUGUCGGUGGCGGUAGCGUUUGCGACGGAAGGUCGCGUGGCGGCGGGGGCGACGGCGGCGGCGGAGGCGGCGAACAAGGUCCUCCGCGCGCACCAGCUUCCGGGGGGCCUGCUGCCGGCGGGGAUCACGGCGUUCCGUCACGACGCAGCCACGGGGCGGUUCGAGGCCCAGCUGGAGGCUCCCUGCACCGCGCGCUUCGAGGUCGGCCUGCGCUACAACACCACCGUCACCGGGGUCAUCAGCCCCGGGCAGAUCGCCGCCAUCUCGGGCGUCGCCGCGCAGGACCUCUUCAUGUGGUUCCCCGUCCACGACAUCAAGGUCGACAUCCCUUCCUCCGGCGUCAUCUACUUCAACGUCGGCGUCGUCAAGAAGCACCUCCCGCUCGCCGUCUUCGACGCGCCGCCGGCCUGCACGCCCGACCCGCUCCUCCUCCGCACCGUCCCGCAGAGUCCUGAUGAGUUCUUCUCCGGCGCCGCAGCGGCUGGAGGACGUGGGCGAGGACGGAUUGGCCACGGGCGCCGCGGCGGCGUCCCGGCGAUGAUGGGUGGAGAAGCAGGAGGGUUCGACGGCGCCGGCGAGCCAGGAUCACAAGCGCAGUUUUGA
Molecule: messenger RNA, 633 nt
Organism: Miscanthus lutarioriparius
Lineage: Eukaryota; Viridiplantae; Streptophyta; Magnoliopsida; Poales; Poaceae
Source: the annotation of a GenBank genome assembly